Molecule: messenger RNA, 2923 nt
Organism: Haliotis rubra (blacklip abalone)
Lineage: Eukaryota; Metazoa; Mollusca; Gastropoda; Lepetellida; Haliotidae
Product: glutamate receptor ionotropic, kainate 2-like
Exons: 11
Coding region: 1-2241 (746 amino acids)
Biological process (GO): synaptic transmission, glutamatergic; monoatomic ion transport; modulation of chemical synaptic transmission
Cellular component (GO): postsynaptic membrane; plasma membrane
Molecular function (GO): transmitter-gated monoatomic ion channel activity involved in regulation of postsynaptic membrane potential; glutamate-gated receptor activity
Source: RefSeq, a predicted model, not a curated record
AUGAGAGAAGUUCAUCGAAGAAUACAACAUUGGUCCAUCGACGCCAUUAUCGGUCCCUAUGACAACGGCGUUGCUUUGGCAGCGGAAGAACGGAAGAUUCCUUACCUUGCUACGUCACCCGUUUCCAGGGAGAUGCUAAAACACACUGUCCAGCUCUUACCGGAACUGGACGACUUCUGUCAGGCCCUGCUGGAUUUUGCACAAAAACAGAACUGGAAAAAGAUUAGUGUCUUCUAUGAUGAUGAUAAAGGUUUGGCUGUGCUGGAACGACUGAUGACAAACCAUUCUCUGUCUGUCAAGGCCUGGAGACUCCCCGACCCAGGGUCGAAAACACGUGACACGCACCGGAUCAUGGGGUCGAAAGCAAGAGAGGCGCUUUUACAGAUGCGUAAAGUUCUGGUGGAACACUCCAUAGUGAUAUGCGGUAAACUCUACACGGAGUUCCUGCUCAGAGAGGCUCGCAAUCUCGCCAUGUUGUCAACGCCUCCGUACGAAUGGGGCUUCUACGAUCCGGGUUACGCUAUCGGCGACCUGUUCGAGCCUUACCGAGACAUCGCCGUCAACUUCACUGUGUUCUCCUUGUUGCCUUAUAACUCCUCCGUCAGCGACAUGACCAACCUCAACAACAACAGCCACAUCAACCAGAGGAAGCUUGAGUACGCCCUCGCCCACGACGCCAUGCAGCUUCUGAUAGCGUCCAGUAAACAGACAAAUGACAAUCUCCUGAACACCAUCAAGAGUAAUCAAGAGGUCGGUUUGACUGGUUGCCUCCAGUUAGACACUCACGGCAAGAGGUCUAACUUCACCGUCUAUCUAACUGGCUACACGGGCAACGAGAAUUACCCGCACGGGGAGUGGCUGAAGCGUCCGUCUCACAGUUACCUUCUCCACAACAAGUCUCAAGGUCCCCCAAAGCGACGAAAUAUUUUCCCCCUAAAAGGUCGCACGGUCAAGGUCGUCAUGAUUAUAGAAAAGCCCUUCACGAUGUACAAGAGCGACUAUUCCAGGAGACGCGGUAACGACCGGUUUGAGGGGUUUGCCGUCGAUCUACUGACACACGUGGCUGAGACGCUGAGUUUCAAUUUUGAGAUCUACCUUGUUCCUGAUGGGAACUUCGGCAGCAAGAAAGAUGGCGAGUGGAAUGGCAUGAUAAAAGAGUUGCUUGAUGGGGCAGCGACGAUGUCGGUUGCUCCCCUCAGCAUCAACUCCGGUCGCGAGGAGGCCGUUGACUUCACCAAGCCGUUCUUGACACGGCACAUCACCGUCCUCAUUACGAUUCCCCAGAGAAAGGUGUCCUACUUCGAGUUCUUCAACCUCUUGUCACUCACCGUCUGGGUCUGCACCCUCGCAGCUUUCAUUGUCGUCAGCUUCGUCCUGUACAUCUUGGAGAGAAUCAGUUCCACCGAACAGAGAACCAAUCCCCAGUUCUCUGUCAGGGAGUGUUUCUGGUACAUAUUCGGGUCCCUGCUCCAAGGCAACACUGAUGCUUGCCCGAUCACAAUCCCUGGACGUAUCCUGGUCAGUACGUGGUGGUUCUUCGCCAUGAUCCUACUCUCCUUCUACGCUGCCAACCUUACAGCAUUCCUCACGGUCAAAAAGAUCAACACCCCAAUCAAAUCGGUCGUAGACCUGGCCCAGCAGACCAAGAUCAAGUAUGGAACGGUCAAGAACAGUGGCGUCACGUCUUUCUUCGCCAACACAAACAUUGAUCAUUUCUCCAAGAUGUGGGCACAGAUGUCAGAGAUCGAACCUGAUUCCAUGGUGGACAAUGCAACUGAAGGCUAUGGCAAGGUGACGGAUGGGAACUAUGCCUUCCUUUGGGACUCCACCGUCAACAAGUAUAAGACAACCACAGACUGUGAUGUCAUGGAGAUAGGACCACCGUUUGACCCUAAAGGUUUUGGAAUAGGGGUUCCACCAGGGGCGACUUAUCUGGAAGAACUCUCCAUGACCAUACUGAGGCUGGGUGAUAGAGGCGUAUUGCAAGAAUUGGAGAACAAGUGGUGGGGAAGCAAGAGCUGCCCGGACCCCGCCAAGUCGUCAACGGAUGAGACGAUGGAACUCCAGAUUGAGAACGUGGCUGGCGUCUUCUUCAUCCUGGUCGGCGGUAUAGUGAUUGCAGGGUUGGCCUGUCUCGCGGAGUACUCUGCCAACCUCCUGCUGAAGGCCAACAAGAACAACAAGAAGGAUAAACCGGAUCUCCCAACAAACAACACCGAAAAUAAGAGAGCACUGCACUGAUAGCGAUACAUACCACGUACAACGUGAAAAGAGCCUCCUGGUUGGAGGGAGCGACAACCGCAGCGUCUGCGUGUCAUACUGAUGACUUCCGCUAACACCAAAAGUCCGAACUGAUGUUUCAAGGGGAAUCCAGUUUCGGUUUUCAUUCACUGUUUGAUGUCAUGUUCCCGAUAUUCAUUAUUACGUCCCGGAAUUAGUGAUGAUUUAUACUGAUUCCAUAUCUGGGGUCUAUUUCUCUAGCUUUUGUCAGGUAUACGAAGUUGUUUAUUUUGCUAUACGCCCAUGUUGUUCUGGGCAGGUAAAGGGAGAGGGAGUCAACUUUAUACACAUGUGCUAUAGGGGGUGUCAUUGAUUUUGUACAUGAAAUCCAGGGGGUCACUUACUUACAUACAUUUUAUAUAUUCACUUUGUACAUACUUCACAAACUCCAUAAAAAUGAUCAUCAUCCACCUAGACAUAGAUUAUGAACAGUGCCUAAGUCUCACAUAAGCUACUCGUAUCUCCAUGUUAAAACCAGGCGGGAAUGUAGUGUAUGAUAAGUAUUUUACCGUACAUUUGUAUCUGUAUUGUAUAUAUUUGUAUUAGUAAGUUUGAUAUCUAGAUUUCAUAAUUGUUCAUUAUUUAUUUCUUUUGUGUCUAAGGGGGCUUACCCAUAACACACUUGAUAUUAUUCCGCUAUUUA